Cercocebus atys (sooty mangabey) is the source of this 1808-nucleotide messenger RNA. RefSeq names its product transmembrane protein 99 (gene KRT10-AS1). Lineage: Eukaryota; Metazoa; Chordata; Mammalia; Primates; Cercopithecidae. The record is from RefSeq and is a predicted model, not a curated record.
AUGGGGCGUACCCUGUUGUUGAGUUCUCUGGAUGGUGGCAUCCUCCCCCUCUGUUGCUCCGGCUGUGUCCCCUAACUCUGUUGCUCCGGCUGUGUCCCCUAACUCUGUUGCUCCGGCUGUGUCCCUCACUCUGUUGCUCUGGCUGCAGCUCAUUCUGUUGGAGCUCCUCAUUCAGCUGGUCACUGUGGUCAGAGGGUGUUGGCCUGCUCCCUUCCUCAAGUCUUUUUGAAGCCACGUAUUUUUGUGAAGCAUUUUUCUUCCUGGCUCCUCAAGUUGUUUUCCUUUCUUCGCCAUCUUGGGAGUCUUCUUCGUGCUUCCGGACAUCGGUUGAGAGAAGGACUUCUUCUUCCUUGUCUUGUUGGUGUUGGCUGGUGGUUGCUCUUCAACAACUGUACCGGAGGCUCUCAGUUUUCUCUUCAUCUUCAACAAGUCAGUCUAUCUCAAGGAUCUCACGUUGCAGCAUUCUUACCAGAGGCCACUGGGCCUGGAGUUCCAGUUCCAGUGUCUGGAGAGUCCACCUCAGCUCAGCAAUCUCAUGCCGGUUGGCAGUUGUCAGCAGAAGCUGAGGCCUGCCCAUCAGUUCUUUACUCUGAGGUGUUAGAGUGGAAUAAAAAUAUAAAUACUUAUACUAGUUUUCAUGGCUUCUGCUUAAUAUUGGGAUUGUUUUGUUUUGUUUUGGUGGUGAUAGGCUUACCUUACAUUAAACCAGGCCUUAGCCUUUCUGUGGCUUUGUUGUGGCAAAGCCUCAUAUUACUCUCUUGUCUGGUUCAGCAGGACAGUCAGGUCCACACCUGGGGCCGUUUGUUUUCUAUAUUUACCUCAACAUAAGGUACCUUAUCAUUGUCACCCUUCAUCUCCUGAUCCAAAAUAAAAUAAAAUGCCACAGGUUACUUGAUCUUGCAUCUGGAAUAUGAUUAUUUAAAGAAAUUAAAAAUUUAAAACUGAAAAUGUAGAGUUUAGAAAUCUUUUUUAAGGUUUCAAAGAAAUUUCUAGGAGACAACAAAAUAGUGUUACUAGAUUUAGCAAAUAAAAUACAGAAUGCCAAUUAAAUUUGAAUUUCAAAUAAACAUUGAAUACUUUUUUUAGUAUAACUAUAUUCCAUGCAAUAUUUGGGACGUAUCUGUUAUAUUAUUCAUUGUUUACCUGAAAUUAUAAUUUAAACUGAGAGUUCUGUGUUUUUAUCUGGCAACCCUAUUAUGAACAUAUUUGGGAUCAAUAUAAAGGAAUAAUUUUUUAAUUUUUACAAAAUAUUUUAAUACAAGUAGUUUAUUUGAUUUUCACUGUCAUCGUGAGAGGUAAGUUUUGCCUUACAGUCUAUGUUACUUUACCUGUGUUUUAGGAAAAGAAUGUCUCUUACAAUGAUAGCCGCCACCACCGUAUCUUGGCAGGUAUUGACAUACUGAAACUUUAAAUUCAUUUUGUGUAGUUCCCUCCUCUUCAUGAUUGUUUCUGAGGUAAUUCAGCUCCUCCAUCUGGCUUUCCAUUUGCAACUCUAGGUUAGUCUUGUUCAAAGUCAACUCAUCCAAGACACUUUGCAGGCCGUUGCUAUCAGCCUCAACACACUGAUAAAGGACAACUUUACUCUGGUAUCUGAACAGAGCCCAAUUAGAAGAAUCAAUACAGCUUAGAUGGAGGUCUCCUCAUCCAGUGGUAAUAAGAUGUCCCACAUAGUGGAGCUUAAAGAGCACAGCACUGGGGUGUGAAGACAUGGGUUCAAAUUGCACCUCUGCCAUGUUCAGCUAUCACCUUGGGCAAAUUAAUUCUCUGAACCUGUGUCUUCUCAUCAUUAAAAUGGGAAUUUAUUUUUA